AUGAACCGUUACCUGUCCAUCUUUCUUGCCGGGUUUUGUUUACUGACCGCUAUAUAUCUGCAAACAGGAUAUUGCUCAUCUAAGAAUAAAGGUUAUGAGUAUCUUCGGUCACUGAACAAAAUUCCAAACGAUUCAUAUAUCUUGGUACACACUCUUAGUGGUGAGGUUUUGUGUGUCCAUAGACGCUCAGGUUUUGUAAAGUGGAGGUUGCAUUCUGCUUCUGCUUUGCGUGCAAGUUACAAUAAUGGGCCAGUACUUGUUGUAGACCCAGUCAGUGGCUCUCUAUAUGAAUAUGCUAGUGCUGUAUCUGAUUUUCUGUUUCAGCAGCUUGAGCAUUCAAUUAUGGGACAUGUUCGACGUUCUCCAGCAUAUUACAGGAACUUCCUGUCCCUAGGUUCUAAAUCCGACUUUUGGAUUUCUGUGGAUAUGAAUACGGGAAAGAUUAUUGAAUCUGUCUUUCAAGACUAUGUGGAUAAAUGUCCAACCUCACUAAACAGUGGGAAUAUGAAUACUCUCCAAAAUUCUACUAAACAACAGGUUGAUAUUAUUAACCUUGGAAGAACACAAUAUAACCUCGUACUUCGUGAUCGAUUUACUGGAUCUGUUAAGCUUAACAUCACCUAUAAUACGUUCGCCACGCAUACGGAAGCUGAUCUACAAAAUUAUGACUUACAGCAUGUAGCCAUUACACAACCGGCUUUGUUGACUUUUGAAGGACCUAAAUUAAUUUGGAGUCUACCUUUAUCAUCUCCUGUAAUCGGUAUGUAUGCGGUGUGGUCACCAUCAUCGGAUUCAUCAUCUAGCCUUCAUAAUAACAAUAUGCCGAAUGCACAAAUGCAUGAAGAAGCUCCCAGUUAUGGUGAUCCAUCAGAUGACGAAGUAGUAACAACGACAUUUCAAGAUUCUAUCAUUACUGAAUCUAAUGAGAACAAUAAGAAGAACAAUGUAAAUGACAACAACAGUAACAGACCAUCACAGAAGGAAGUAGUUCAAUUACCACGAGUACUUAGACGGAUUGCAUUCACAACUUAUGCAUUAGAUCUACGUAAUAUAUCUAGUUUUCCAGAGGAUCGAAUUUAUGAUGAGAUUGAGGCAAAAUUUAGUGGAACAUUGGAUUUAGCACCUUCAUUGUACAUUGGACGGUCGAAAUCAGCUCCAGUUUAUGCUUUAUUGUGUGUAGCAGAGGCUACAUUAAGAUUACGUGGUUUACGUAGAGCUUCUGAAAUGUAUAUGUUAGAAGGCCCAAAAAAUUUGAUCGUUGUGAAUAACAGUCAACAAGAGACUACUACUGAAUCAGAUAGUAGUAGUGGUACUAAUCGUACUGACGAUAAUUGGCCAACUGGUCUGAUCGGUUUAUAUGAAAUGCCUCCAAGCUAUAAUAGAGCAUGGGAUAAUAAUGAAAUGGAUGAUCAAUUCAUGCCUAUGCGUAAACGAGGCAAUCGAUUAAAGCGUUUGUCGUCACUGUCAUCAGAUGCAUCUACAAUGUGGGCUAUCAUUGUGCCUCCACCAAGUCCAUUAGCAAGUCCUACAGAAACUGUAAAUACAUCGGAGAUCACUGUAUCACAGGAUUCCGCUGUCAUUGAUACCCACAAAAAUACUAAUGACAGUAGUCAUGCUGAGGAUAGUCAUCUUAAUCACAGACCGCUAUCCAAUUCUCGUUGGCUACUUUGGUCUACAUCUUUACUCUGCACUAUUCUGUGUAUAAUUACCGUUUGGAUAUUAUUUCUAAGCUUUUUUACGAAGUCUAGAAAGACCUACAGUACGAUACAACAUACUAAAUAUUUUGAAGUAGUACAUACCAUAUUUUCAAAGUUGUUCAUUUUGCAUCAUAAUAAGAAUCUUAAUUUUUCGACGAGUACGCAUACAGAGAAAACUAAUCUGUCAACAGAAAUGCAUCUGACAAUACCAGGUUUCCUACCUCCACAUUUCGAUACACCAGAUUCUAGUGGUUGGGCUGGAUGUUCAGCGCAGGAGGCUGGUCAACCGGAACCGAUUCGUAUUAAUUUAAAUGAAGUUUUAGGCCAUGGUGCAAAUGGAACUAUGGUAUUUGCUGGAACUUAUGGUCCACAUGAAACAGCUGUUAAGCGUAUCGUAAGACAUCCUUUAUUAGAGAAGCAUUGGCGUCGUGAACAUGCUAUACUGUUGCGACAUCAACAUCCACACUUGGUUCGUUGUUAUUGGACCGGUAGUACAGCAAAUUUCACUAUUUAUACAAGAGCUCCACCACCAUCAUCAUCUGAUUGUACUAACCCAACUAAUCCUACUAAGACAUCACUACUUGAUGAUUUAGGUUUAACUCCAGUGGAAAUCAUUCAUCAAUUUAUUUCGGCAGUUGCAUGCCUUCAUCGUAAUCAUAUUGUCCAUCGAGAUUUGAAGCCGAGUAAUAUACUCAUCGUCAUGAACGAUAAUCAUAAUAGUACUAAUACUGGUGAUAAUAAUAAUUCUAGUGAGAAAGCACGCAUUGUCGUUGGAGAUUUUGGUUUAUCUCGUCCUCUGUCAACAGAUGAACGUCAACAACCACACGACGCAACCCUGAAUUCAUUUGGACCACAUAUUUCUAUGAAAAUUCAACAAAUGAAGAGUCGUUCAUCAGGCCAUACAUCAAAUAACAGUAUCAGUAGUGAUCGUUAUAAUUCAGUUGGAUCCGCAGAAAUAAAUGAUCAUAAUACUAGUAAUGAUGUCUAUGGCAUAUGUGUAAGGUAUCACAAUCAAAAGGAGCAUAAUCCUACCACGACUACUAUUGAUAAUAAUGACGUUAAGAAUAUUGGUUCAAAUGGAUGUGUUAGUGUUGGUGGCGACAUUAACAGUCGUGAAUCGGAUAACAGUGUAUGCUUUACCUUUGGUACACUUGGUUGGAUGGCACCAGAACUUUGUGAUAUGGAAUCAGCGAAACAAGUGACAUGUGCUAUUGAUAUAUUUGCCUGUGGUCUGUUGGCUUUCUAUGUUCUCACUCAUGGUAAACAUCCUUAUGAUCCAUAUGACAAAGAAUUUACCAAUGAAUAUCAUACUGAGAACAGUAUACAGUCGUCUGCUAUCUCAAUCUCUUCCUCUACAUCUUCCUCAUCUGUAACUAAUAGCUCGUCUAUUGGGAAUGAAAUUCAAUCAUUUAGAUGUACUCUUUUAAGCCGACAACAUGAAAGGCAAUUGGCGAUAGCUGAACGUUGUCAGCCGAAUUUGGAUAUAUUGACAGAUAAUCCAACAAAUGUAUGUGAAAGUUAUUUAUCCCGAUAUCUUAUCCAAACAAUGCUUUCAUCGAAUCCAAACGAUCGACCUACAGCUGAAGAGAUCACUUAUUAUCCAUUAUUUUGGUCACCGAAUAAAGUGAUACGUUUUAUAUCGGAAUUGUCAGACGUUAUGGAUAUCAGAGAUCAUUCAUUUGAUCGUUCUUUACAAAAGACUUUUAUAACUUCAAACUCUUCUACAGAUGAAGGUGUCAGCGAUUGUAUCAAGGAAAGUAAAGACACCGAUAAUAUCACGAACCAAAACAACAAUCCCACUAACAUGAAAACCAAUCUAACCCCUCCACAAAUACAGCGGUUAACCAGAAAGUGUUUUAAUAAAUAUCAUCAUCAACAAAUGUUGUAUGACCUUGAUCGGUAUACCAAUUGGGUAUUCAAUAAGCAUUGGUUUGCUAGAUUGGAGCCUGAACUUGUCAAUGAUUUAUUGAGUACUAGGGGUUAUCAGGAUACCUCUCUUUUGUAUCUUCUUCGAGCUAUUCGAAAUAAACGCAAUCAUAUCUGGUCUUUGCCUGAUAAUAUUCGUGCUAUUCUCGGAUAUAGUCAAGAAGGCAUGGCAACCUAUUGGACAAAUCGUUUCCCUGCGCUUCUUCCGAUUAUCUAUGGUUUGUGUAACAAACAUUUUACUGGGAAUGCUAAUUUCUCAGAAUUUUUGCCUCCCAAAUCUAUAUGUAAAGUAUUUAUUGGUGCUCCGGUAAAUUGUCUUUGGUGGCCUAUUUGGAAUACUGAUGAUAACUGUAAGACAAAUGAAAAAUUAGAUGAACAAGGCGACAAGGUGAACAUUCAUACUUAUCGAUGUAGUUCUAGCGGAAGACAACCAACUAAAUCGGAUUUGACUGGAUGGAAACGUGGUGAAGUUGUACUUGCAUAUUCUGAGGAACUGUAUAAAGAAUAUGACAGGCCACCGGAUGUUAUGAAAAAAUUCAAUACGAUCUCAGAAAAGAACAGACAACAACAACGUGAUAUGAGUUUAGACGUAGACUCAAAUGAUGCUAUAACUAUUACUAAUAAUAGUAAUCAUCGACGUCGUAGACCUAAUCAACCUAAAAAGACACGUCCGUGUAAAAAGCGUAUUAGUAUACAACGACGUGAAAAUCUGCUUGCAUUAGCUGGAAGUGAAUUAUCCUCUACAUGA
Messenger RNA from Heterobilharzia americana, 4371 nucleotides. Lineage: Eukaryota; Metazoa; Platyhelminthes; Trematoda; Strigeidida; Schistosomatidae. The record is from the annotation of a GenBank genome assembly.